UCCAAUUGCCAGUUGUGCUCCUUGUCAAAUCUGCCUUCAUGGCACUGAACUGGGUACAGCUAGAAUCCGGGAAACCUAUGGCACUUCCUAAUGAAUCUUUCGUCCACCAAUCAGAGAAGGUCAAACUCUCACUCUCAAUCCCUCCGAGUCUAGAGGGUCCAAAGCGCACCGUGAAUGGACUCGGAAGCUUGUUCAUCACAAAUCAAAGGCUUGUUUUCGUUCAGGAUGGUUCUGCAAUUGUGACCCCUGGGGAGCCGGCCGUUUCAAGCUACGCACUACGUACACUCGCCGUAGCCCACACAAACGUCUUGAGCACGGCAUUCAAUCAACCCAUGUUCUUUGGUGCCAACUCGAUAUCCAUGAGUUUUGUUUCUACUCCUGGCGGAGGGCUCCCGUCUACGGGACGUAACGCCCAUCUCGAUGUUACUCUCGACUUUGCUGAAGGUAAGGUGCACGAGAUCUGGAAGACGCUAGAGCAAGCCAGAAAAAAAGCGGGAACGGCCAUAGCCGAUGAAAGCUGGCAGAGGAACCAACUUCCGCUCUACGAGCCGUGACACUGUCGUCAGUAUCAACCGCGCUUUACAGGCAUUUCCUGCAACUCUCCGUUGGGUCCAACCAUUCCAAUGGGAUCCAUGGUGCCUAUGACUGCUUGAUUCUCUGGGUUGUUCAUCAUCAGAUUACGUAUCGUAAGAAGGGCGUGCUCUCGGAUGACUAUAAUCACACACAUACACCAAAAAUUGAUCAACGAAACGCGGAUACAUGCGUG
This is a messenger RNA of Filobasidium floriforme, 766 nucleotides long. RefSeq lists its product as uncharacterized. The record is from RefSeq and is a predicted model, not a curated record. Gene Ontology annotation, cellular component: nucleus. The transcript has 6 exons. Gene Ontology annotation, biological process: positive regulation of DNA-templated transcription. NCBI's taxonomy places the organism in Eukaryota, Fungi, Basidiomycota, Tremellomycetes, Filobasidiales, Filobasidiaceae. The coding region runs from base 39 to 554 and encodes 171 amino acids. Gene Ontology annotation, molecular function: transcription coactivator activity; chromatin DNA binding.